Messenger RNA from Penicillium subrubescens, 291 nucleotides. RefSeq lists its product as uncharacterized. The record is from RefSeq and is a predicted model, not a curated record. Lineage: Eukaryota; Fungi; Ascomycota; Eurotiomycetes; Eurotiales; Aspergillaceae. The coding region runs from base 1 to 291 and encodes 96 amino acids. The transcript is spliced from 2 exons.
AUGGCCCAUAAACGGUCGGUUGGGCUAUAUAUGCUCUCGCUGCCGCCGUUCACGCGAGCCCUACCAUUCCCGACUCCAUUGGCUGCUGCCACUGCCGCUGCCGCUGCCCAUGAUGCUCUGCAGCCAAAUCUCCCCGAAGCAACUCCGGCUGUCGAUGACUCCGCGGGUGAAUUGCGCCGUCGCACAGGGUACGAUGAUACUUACGGUGCUACUGCGACCUACACUUCAUGGACGAGCGCGAGCGUGUGUGGUUUCGUUGAUGGAGUCCUGGACUUCUGCAUCAUUACCUAG